CACCCACAAUCAUAAAAGUUAUUGGUGAGAGAGAGAGAGAAGAUGUGGGAUUACUACUCCAACUCCGGCAUGUCUUGUUCAUUGGUAGUUUUAUUUGUAUUUGCUAAUUUGCUACUCCUUACUACUAGUACUACAACCCAAAAAGACAUGAUCGAAUCCACCAUCAACAAAACCAAACACAUCAUCCAAACCAACUUACAUACCAUCAACAACCUUCUCAUCAAAGCCAAUCCCGAUGAUCAUCGCACGAAAAUCGCCCUCCAAGAUUGCUUGGAGCUGGGAGAUGGAACCUUACAAAGACUCGACAUGGUCAUUCGUGAGCUUAGAGCGUAUCCAACAACCAACAAUAUUUAUAAUAAGGCAUCUGCGGCCGAUAACCUUAGAACCAUGAUGAGCACGACUAUCACCAACAAAGAAACAUGUUUGGAUGGAUUAUCCCAUGAUGCACCUUCCAAGAAAGUGCGUAAAAAGAUUUUCCUGGGACAGGAUCGUGGAGGCCAGAUGUGUAGCAAUGCUCUAGCCAUGAUUAUAAACAUGACUACUCCUAGUAGUGAUGAUAGAAGGAUUAAAAAAGUAGUAGUAUCGUGGCCAGAAUGGUUGUCUGUGGGAGAUAGGAGGAGAUUGUUACAGUCGGGGGGGGAGGUGACCCCGAACGUGACCGUGGCCGCGGAUGGCAGCGGGGAUUAUACGAACGUGGGGGCAGCGGUGGCAGCUGCACCCUCCAAGAGCGGAAGCAGGUACGUGAUAAAGAUAAAGGCAGGGGUGUACAGGGAGAACGUUAACAUACCAAGCAGCAAAACAAACAUUAUGUUAAUCGGGGAUGGAAGAAGUAACACUAUUAUCACCGCAAGCGAAAGCGUAGCUGGCGGCAACACUACCUUCAACUCGGCUACCGUAGCUGCGGUGGGUGAUGGAUUCUUAGCACGAGAUAUUACAUUUCAAAAUGCAGCCGGGCCUUCAGGGGAACAAGCCGUGGCAUUACGCGUCGGCUCUGAUUUAUCCGCAUUUUAUAGAUGUGCUAUGCUAGCCUACCAAGACACCCUUUAUGUUCACUCUAAUCGUCAGUUCUAUGUCAACUGUGUGGUUGUUGGUACCGUCGAUUUCAUAUUUGGCAAUGCUGCCGCUGUCUUUCAGAACUGUGACAUACAAGCCCGUAAACCCAACCCCAAACAAAAGAACAUGGUCACUGCUCAAGGCCGGACCGAUCCUAACCAAAACACGGGAAUUGUCAUUCAAAAGUGUACAAUAAGUGCUACUUCUGACCUGCAACCAGUUCAAGCCGACUUCCCAACAUAUCUUGGAAGACCAUGGAAGGAGUAUUCUAGAACAGUGGUGAUGCAAUCGACCAUCAGUGACGUGAUCAACCCUGCAGGAUGGUACCCAUGGGAUGGGGAUUUUGCUCUUAACACUUUGUAUUACCGAGAGUACCAGAACACCGGGCCUGGAGCUGAUACGUCUAACAGAGUCACAUGGCCUGGAUGGGGUGUCAUUACCAGUGCUACAGAGGCCGCCAGUUUUACCCCUGGAAGCUUCAUUGCUGGAGGUACUUGGUUGCCAGCCACUGGCUUCCCUUACUCGCUUGGUUUGUAAAUUAAUUUGUAAUGGCAAUUAAUGAACCAGAUUUGGUGGGCUUUUAGUAGCUAUAAAUUAAAUAAUUUGGGAACCUAUUAUUGUCCCAAUAAGAGGUAUGCAGUUUGCUUCA
Molecule: messenger RNA, 1702 nt
Organism: Erigeron canadensis
Lineage: Eukaryota; Viridiplantae; Streptophyta; Magnoliopsida; Asterales; Asteraceae
Product: pectinesterase-like
Exons: 2
Coding region: 43-1590 (515 amino acids)
Biological process (GO): cell wall modification
Molecular function (GO): pectinesterase inhibitor activity; pectinesterase activity
Source: RefSeq, a predicted model, not a curated record